CAGGAGGAGGAGGAGAAGGAGGAGCAGCAGCAGGAGAAGAGCUCCGCUCAAGACCCACAUCCACAUUCGAGCAUCAGUCCUCGGCGGUGGGGUUUAGUGACAGAGGGACCGACGGUCGGAGGGACAGAGGGACAGAGGGGGGAGAAGGAUGUGUGCAGCGGUCCGGAGCGGAUGUUACCGGCUCUUUGACACCGAGACAUGAACGUGACGUGAUUAUAUCUGACGUGAACCGAAUGAUUCCGUUACCGGCGUCGUUGGAUGUCUUGUUUUUUUUUUUUCUUCCACGGAUGGAACCUGGAUCUGCACUGGAGCAUCGAUCCGCCGCGUGAGAGCUGAGAGCUGCUGAUCGUCUGUGUUUUUAGACAAUAAUCAAAGAAAAUUAGCCUCAAGACACUGUGGCAUCUCAUUAUUUCCACUCAUAUUUGCAAUAUGAAGCUGUGUAGCCAUUGUUCUUCAUGAUAUGAUGAAGAAGCCAUACUGAAUUUGAUAUUAUAAAUGAUAAAAAAUAAGAAAUCAAUGGUUGUACAUGUCAGAUAUUUAGGCUGAGAAGGAUUCAUAAUUGUUCAUAAUUUUGUAAAAAUAAUCAGAGCGCAGUCAUGUCAAAAAAUAAAAGCAGCGAGUCAGUGAAGGUGGUUGUGCGAUUGCGCCCUUUGAACCGCAAAGAGGAGUCCAACGGGCCUGCAGGGGGCAUCGUGCAGAUGGACCUGGGGCUCGGACAGGUGAUCCUCAGGAACCCUCGAGCAACGGCCAGCGAGCCCCAGAAAACGUUCACGUUUGACGGCGUUUACGACGCAAACUCCAAGCAGCGAGACCUGUACGACGAGAGCGUGAGGCCCCUGAUCGACUCGGUGCUGGCAGGGUUCAAUGGCACGAUAUUUGCGUACGGGCAAACCGGAACCGGAAAGACGUACACCAUGCAGGGCGCGUGGAUGGAUCCGGAGAAACGCGGCGUGAUCCCCAACGCCUUUGACCACAUCUUCACUCACAUCUCCCGCUCGCAGUCAGACAGGCAGUACCUGGUGCGGGCGUCCUACCUCGAGAUCUAUCGUGAGGAGGUUCGGGAUCUCCUCGACCCCAACCACGGCACUGCCAGAGCCCUGGAGCUCAGGGAGAGACCUGAAACCGGAGUGUACGUCCAAGAUCUCACGUCAUGUGUUUGCAAGAGCAUCAAGGAGAUCGAGGAGGUGAUGAACGUGGGGAACCAGGAGAGGGCGGUUGGGGCAACAGACAUGAACGAACACUCCUCGAGGUCUCACGCCUUGUUCCUGAUCACGGUCGAGUGCAGCCAGCCUGGACCAGAUGGGAGAAAGCACAUUCGAGUUGGACGCCUGAAUCUGGUAGAUCUGGCUGGCAGCGAACGCCAAGCCAAGACUGGCGUCCAGGGAGAACGUCUGAAAGAAGCCGCCAAGAUCAACCUCUCCCUGUCCGCUCUGGGGAACGUGAUUUCAGCGCUAGCAGAUGGACGUAGCAGCCACGUGCCUUACCGGGACUCCAAGCUGACCAGGCUGCUGCAGGACUCUUUAGGUGGGAACGCAAAGACAGUGAUGGUCGCCACUCUGGGCCCAGCCCCCCAGCACUACGACGAAACCCUCACCACCCUACGCUACGCCAACCGGGCCAAGAACAUCCAGAACCAACCGAGAGUCAACGAGGACCCCAAGGACGCCCUACUGCGCGAGUUCCAGAACGAGAUCGCUCGCCUCCGCGCUCAGCUCAACCACAGGAAGUGGAGGAGCAAACAGAAGAAGGAGCAGGUGGAGGGCGACGGCGACGAGAGCUGGGAGAGAGACGGGGACGAAGAGACGGAGGACGAGGAGCUGGAGGUGGAGAAGGACGCAGAGGACUACGUGAAGCUGGAGGAGCAGCGGUUGGAGAGGGAGACGGAAGCCAUCAGGGGCGAUCAAUUCAUGUUGGCCGAGGAGAAGCAAAGGCUGCUGGGAGAGAAGGAGAGGAUGAUGGGCGACCUGAGGAAGGAGCAGGAAGCCACCGAGCAGCUGACGGCCAAGUACAAGGCGAUGGAGAGUAAACUGCUGGUCGGUGGAAAGAACAUCAUGGAUCACACCAACGAGCAGCAGAAGAUGCUGGAGAUGAAGCAGCAGGAGAUCACUGAGCAGACUCGUCGGGAGCGAGAGAUGCAUCAGCAGAUGUUGGCGCAGGACGAGGAGACGCUGGAGCUGCGGGAGACGUUCACGUCCCUGCAACAGGAGGUGGAGGCCAAGACCAAGAAACUCAAGAAGCUGUAUGCUAAGCUCCAGUGCAUCAAAGCGGAGAUCCAGGACGUGAACGACGAGCACGUGAGGAGCCGACAGGAGCUGGAGCAAACUCAGAACGAGCUCACCAGAGAACUCAAGUUCAAGUACCUGAUCAUAGAGAACUUCAUUCCUCCGGAGGAGAAGAAUAAGAUCAUGAACAGACUGACCUUUGACCCCGAGGAGGAUCAGUGGAAGUUCCAGCCUCUGGUUCCUGCUGAAAGUAAAUCCUCACAGAUGAAGAAAAGGCCGUCGUCUGCCGUCGGUUACAAGCGACCCAUCACCCAAUACGCCAGGGUUGCCAUAGCGAUGGGAGCCCUCUCCAGAUACAGAGCGGAGAACAUCAUGUUUCUGGAGCUGGACAUGACUCCUCCAAACGCCGCCUCGCUCGAUCGCUGGACGGAGGCGGAGCCAAACCAAAGUUCCUCUGUGGACAGCUCGCCCACCAAGGACAGAGGCGUCCACAAGUCUCGCUCCUGGUGUCAGAAUCCUAAAUCCAUCCCUUCGUCCUCCUCUAAUGUUUCCUUGUCGGCGUGUCACGCCGCCGCCGCCGCAGCACAGUAACAUAGUUUUAUUCAUUUAUUUUUAUUUGUAUUCUUUCUUUUGUUGGACACUGAGAGGUCACACGGGAAAAACAAGGAAAAUAUUGAAUUAAAUGAACAAUCAUCACAUUCAAAGACCCAGAUUACCUUCUUUUCCUGCAUGUUUGAGAGCCGAGAGCAUCGGAUUAUUUAUGGUCAGAUUACAGCAGUGUGUGUGUGUGUGUGUGUGUGUGCUGUACAUACAGGGCUGUAUGGUGUGUUUUUAAUUCAGAUACAAAUGUAAAAGCUGAUCAAAAAACAUGCUUGGAUUUCCUGUAAUAAUAAUAAUAUCAGUCUGUGUAAAUAUUCUACAUGAAUGUGAGGUUGUUGUUGGGUUUAUUUUGUGAAAAAGAACGUGUCCACUGUCCGUUUUCUUCAGAGAGCAAUUAUUUGCAUCGUCCAUAAUCAAUCUGUCGAUAUUCAAUAUUUCAUUGAUUGAAUCGAGAAAGUAAGCCGAGUUUGGUCCAUAAAAUGUCAUAAAACGUUCUCAUUUUGUCCUAAAAAUCAAAUAUCAUUCACUUUGAUUGAUUUCUUUUUGUUGUGGAGCAAAGAAACCAGGAAAUAUUCACAUUUAAGAAGCGGAAUUAGUUCCUCUGUCCACUGUGUCUAAUUUAUGAGAAAUGCCUUAAAAUAAUCUGAAUUAAGUAAAAGAAAAUGUUGAGGCACGUCACUCUUAUUAUGUAAUCUAUUAGCUGGAAUAUAGAGAAGUAUAAAACAACACACUUUUAAGAUAACCUCUGACAAAAGCUAAAAGUGAAACGUAAUCUGGAGGUUCUUGGAGAUUAUUCUGUUCUUGUGUCAUUUCUGCCACUAAUGACACAGAUUUUCCACUGGUUUACAUGUGGUUUUAAACACAGACAGAACUCUUUUAUGACCGCUGUGCUGGUGGAAAAAAUAAGAAAGUGAAGCCUGAUAUUUAAUAAGUCAUCAAACCGUCUUUGGCACAGAAGCAUUUUCAUUCGCUGUGGAUGAAAAAAAGGCACAGAAUGUGGACAAGAUUACAGAUUUGGAGGCUGAUUCUCUCUUAAAUCACUCUUUGUUUGAAUUUGCAAUGAUUUGAGAUGUUAGGUCAGAAAAUGUUAAAAAAAGAUAUGUUAAAAAAUGUUCCCCUUAAACUCAGUAUGAUGACGGUUUAAUGAGAUUCAUGAUCUUCAUGAAUUAAAUUAAAGGGAAAUUGUGAAAUAUGUUGGUCUAUAUUCACACUGUGUUGCCUCUGCGGUCUGAAUUUAAGGUUUUGUCAUGUGUCAUUUUAUUAUUUUAUGGCCCUCAUCUACUGAAUAGUUGCUUUUUCCUCAUAUUUAUAUUAUUAUGAUGUCAGAAAAUGUUAAAAAAUGUUGACCAAUGUUCCCCCGAAACUGAAAAUGACGUCUUGUGUUGUCCACAAUCCAAAAAAAGGAUCCAGUCUUUAAUGACUUCUUCCUCAUUUGGAGCAAAGAAACUAAGAAAUAUGAUCUUCACUGAUCCCUUUAAACCUUUUGCUGCAGUGACUCUUUGGUGUGGUUUUAUUUUUAUAUUUUUUUUACCUCACUGCAUCUGCGGAACAAACGUUUGAAUGUAGCUCUCGCUCUCUCUCCACUCUUGUGACCUUUUGUCAUAAAUAGAUUCUUUGGCUAAUUAUCUAAUUAUCACUGUAUCCCUCCACCCCCCACUGAGUGUAAAAGAGCACAGAACAGCCCUUUAAAACAGUAUAACAUAGUAUAAAAGUAUAAAAGUGCACUGGAAACUAUACAGGGUUUUAUUUCACUCAUGUGUGUGUGUCUAUGUGACGUUUAGUCGGUGUAAAAACUUUAAUUGUUGACAUAAGAACAAGAAAAGUUCAUUUUAAAUUAAAGUUACUUGUGACAUUUACUCGUUCUUUCAUGUUUAAGAAAAGUUUAAUUUCUCCAUUUGUUCCUCUAUUUGCUCUAAAUCACUCAAAAGAUACUCAGUUACAUGUGACUUAACCAGUAAAAUUGAUGUCCUAAUCUGGAUAAAUCAACUUUAUUUGAAUUGACUAAACAGGGCGUGAGGCUUUGUGAUGACACACAGUGUCUUGGGUGAUUAUUAUAUGUGGAAAUAUAACAGAAUAUUGUGUUUUUUUUUCACACAAAAACUUAAUUUUAGGUUAAAUCCUGCAUCAUAAUUACGCGUCACUCAUAGUAAUUUUGCUAAUAUAGGUAUAUAACUCGUGUUAUUGAGUGACUAAAAUGACUCAAUUACUCAAAUUUGUCAAAAGCUGUCUCAAAAUUCCACUGUUACAUCUGUUACCAAAAUGAUGAAUUAUUAAUAAUAUGAAUUAAAUUAUAGAUUAAUAGUUAAAUAUGUAUGUUUAUUAUUCAUAUUGCCCUUAUCUACUGAGCAGUUGCUUUUUUCCUCACAUAAAUAUUGUAGAAUAUUAGUCUUUUCCAUGAUAGUGUCAUAAUUCUACACAUAUUCAUUUUAGAAUCAUAUCUAACAGUUAAGAAAGUGGAAAAUGGUAAAAGAGGGAACCAGAAAAUGUGCGAUUUUUGUGAUGACUUUAUUUCACCAGGUUUCCACAUUAAAAUCUUU
This is a messenger RNA of Solea senegalensis (Senegalese sole), 5359 nucleotides long. Its product is annotated as kinesin-like protein KIF3C. The transcript has 8 exons. Gene Ontology annotation, molecular function: microtubule motor activity; microtubule binding; ATP binding. NCBI's taxonomy places the organism in Eukaryota, Metazoa, Chordata, Actinopteri, Pleuronectiformes, Soleidae. Gene Ontology annotation, biological process: microtubule-based movement. Bases 597 to 2813 code for a protein of 738 amino acids. The record is from RefSeq and is a predicted model, not a curated record.